Molecule: messenger RNA, 2371 nt
Organism: Dermacentor silvarum
Lineage: Eukaryota; Metazoa; Arthropoda; Arachnida; Ixodida; Ixodidae
Product: piggyBac transposable element-derived protein 2-like
Exons: 2
Coding region: 956-1933 (325 amino acids)
Source: RefSeq, a predicted model, not a curated record
UAAACAAGCAAAACGAAACAAAAACAGAAACUCAAACAACUCAGCAGGCAUGUCCAUCGCCAUGGACAUCAGUUCUCGUGCGCUCGCGUUUGCCAGAGCACCGGCAAGAGACAACAAAGAUGGAAGACGACGACGUCGAAGCUGGGCCAAGCGCCGGAAUGAAACCUAACUUCUUUUACUCGGCGACUAGGGCCCGCAGGUCUCGAUUUGUGCCGCUCGAAGACGCAGAUGAAAUGUUCGCCCAACUUGGUAAUGGAAAUGUAUCAGACGUUGGAGAGAAUGAAGAUGAUGACGAAGAUGAUUUCAUUCCCGAGGAAACAGGAAGCGAUGACUGUGUCCUUGAUUCGUCGGAAACUUCUGGAGAAUCAGAUGAAGAGCAACCAUGUAAUGAAAUGUCAUGGUCCAAAAGAGCUUUUGAUAAACCAUCUGCUGAUUUUACUGGUGUUUGUGACGAAAAUGAGCCUUGCCUUGACGAGCUGCCAACUCCGUACGAAUAUUUCUCGCGCUACGUGCCGAAGAGCGUGUUUGUUGAACUGGCUAACAAAACAAACGUGUAUUCUGUGUUCAAAGAAGGAAAAUCGGUCCAAACGAAUGAAGAAGAAAUAAGGAAGCUUAUUUCUCUACACUUGCUAAUGGGAGUCGUUAAAUACCCCCGUCUGCGCUUAUACUGGAAGCCCAUUCUCAAAACAGAAAUGUUCGCGAAUGUGGAAAUGUCCCGGAAUCGUUUUGAAAAACUUCGCAACUGCCUACACAUUGUGGAUGUCAAUCAAGAGAACGAUGCAAGUGACCGCCUCUGGAAAGUGAGACCGCUGCUCAGUUCCUUCCAAAAAGAUGCCAUGAUAUUGUGCUGGAGGAACGGUUAUGCAUUGAUGAGCAGAUAAUCCCUUUCAAAGGUAAACUAGACAUAAAACAAUAUGUAAAAGGCAAGCCUAAACCGUGGGGCGUCAAGGUAUAUAUGCUCUGUGGAGCUUCUGGCAUCAUAUACGACUUCCUUAUUUAUCAAGGGUCCACUACCCGCCUGAAUCCAGAAGAAAAGAAGGAAUUCGGCGUCACAGGUGCUCUGGUUCUGCAUUUUACAUCAAGAAUACCGAAUGGACUUGGAUACAAGAUGUUCUUCGACAAUUUCUUCACAUCGUUGCCUGUUAUUCGAGAGCUUGACAAGAAGAAGAUUUAUGCUGCCGGCACUAUACGGAUAAAUAGAACCCAAAAGUGUCCUUUGAAAUCAGAAAAGGAAUUGAAGAAAGAAGGAAGAGGCUCCCAUGACAGCUUAGUAAGCAGCGAUGGAAAAAUUGCCAUGACACGGUGGUUGGAUAAUCGGGCCGUAAACAUGGCAUCUAACUUUCUAGCCAUUGAAGAGGAAGAUUGUGUGUCACGAUGGAGUAAGGCAGACGGUACAUUUAUCGAAGUCAAACGGCCUGCAGUUGUUCGAGAAUAUAAUAAGAGCAUGGGAGGAGUUGACAAGACAGACUUCCUUGUGUCACUCUACAGGACCAACAUUCGUUCAAGGAAAUGGACCUUACGCGUCAUUGCACACUUUAUGAACCUGGCUGUUACCAAUUCCUGGCUUGAAUAUCGGCGGGGUGCUGAGCUCCAAGGAAUACGCAUGAACGAUCAGAUGGACCUUCUGGAUUUCACGCUACGUGUUGUGGAAGCGCUAGCAAAAGCUGGUGUGGCUGACAUGCCACGAAAGCGUGGAAGGCCAUCUUCUUCCCCAAUGCAGCCAUUGAAAAAGUUGCAGUAUGGCAACCGAAGGCCAGUUGAAGAUAUCAGGUACGACCAAGUUGGUCACUGGCCUAUUGCAAAAGAAGAACAGCAGCGCUGCAUGUUUGAAGGCUGCAAGGGGAAGCCAAGAAUCAAAUGUGAGAAGUGCAAUGUUCACCUCUGUCUCACAAAUGCAAGAAAUUGCUUCAAGGAAUUCCACAUCCAUCACUGAAAAUGACACAUUGCCAGUAGCUCAAGUAUUGGCAAAUAGAGAUACCACACAACGGAAAAUAGACGUCAGCCACGAAGAAGUGUCAGCUGCGCAUCUGUCUCCACGCGCACACCUCGUGUGAACUCAGCGGCUGUUUGUCUUCAUCGACGGGUUGGUUUCUUUGUCUUCUUCAAAAACAUCUGAGAAUGUGCACUCCACACUGCAGCUUCAAGAUUAGCAACUUUUACUGCGUCGAAGUAUGUUUGUAACUUGGAAAAUAAACAUUUACAAAAGAUACACUCUUGUCCCUAUUACACCCACUGGGCCCUCAUGUACUCAUUUGAGGACAUGAUCCCAGACAUUACAUGAAACUAAACACAAACAGUUUUUUCAUAAAUUUCGGUUUCUUAUGCGGCAAAGAAGCGAAAUACCAUGGUAGAAAAAAUAUAGGUGCGAUAA